AGCGCCAGCGCUCUCCCCGGAUUGUGCGGGGCCCGAACCUCUCCGCCGGCGCAGGCUCCGCUCGCGCCAGCUCGCUCCCGCCGCCAUGUCUGCCACCGUCGAGCGGGAGUUUGAGGAGUUGGAUGCUCAGAAUCGCUGGCAGCAGCUGUAUUUGGAAAUUCGCAAUGAGUCCCAUGACUAUCCUCAUAGAGUGGCCAAGUUUCCAGAAAACAGAAAUCGAAACAGAUACAGAGAUGUAAGCCCAUAUGAUCACAGUCGUGUUAAGCUGCAAAAUGCUGAAAAUGAUUAUAUAAAUGCCAGUUUAGUUGAUAUAGAAGAGGCGCAAAGGAGUUACAUCUUAACACAGGGUCCACUUCCUAAUACAGGUUGCCAUUUCUGGCUCAUGGUUUGGCAGCAAAAAACCAAAGCAGUUGUCAUGCUAAACCGAGUUGUGGAGAAGGAAUCGGUUAAAUGUGCACAGUACUGGCCGACAAAAGAUGAUCGAGAGAUGCUGUUUAAAGAAACAGGAUUCAGUGUGAAGUUCUUGUCAGAAGAUGUGAAGUCAUAUUAUACAGUACAUCUACUGCAGUUAGAAAAUAUCAAUAGUGGUGAAACCAGAACAAUAUCUCACUUUCAUUAUACUACCUGGCCAGAUUUUGGAGUCCCUGAAUCACCAGCUUCAUUUCUCAAUUUCUUAUUUAAAGUGAGAGAGUCUGGUUCCUUGAAUCCUGAACACGGGCCUGCAGUGAUCCACUGCAGCGCGGGCAUUGGGCGGUCAGGCACCUUUUCUCUAGUAGAUACCUGUCUUGUUCUGAUGGAAAAAGGAGAUGAUAUUAACAUUAAACAACUGUUACUGAAUAUGAGGAAAUAUCGAAUGGGACUUAUUCAGACACCAGAUCAACUCAGAUUUUCAUAUAUGACUAUAAUAGAAGGAGGAAAAUUUAUAAAGGGAGAUUCAAAUAUACAGAAACGGUGGAAAGAACUUUCUAAGGAAGACUUAUGUCCUGCUUUUGAUCAUUCACCAACCAAAAUAAUGACUGAAAAAUACAAUGGUAAUAGGAUAGGCCUAGAAGAAGAAAAACUGACAGGUGACAGAUACACAGGACUAUCCUCUAAAAUGCAGGGUACUGCGGAGGAGAACAGCGAGAGUGUUCUACGGAAACGAAUUCGAGAAGACAGAAAAGCUAACACGGCCCAGAAGGUGCAGCAGAUGAAACAGAGGCUAAAUGAGACUGAACGAAAAAGGAAAAGGUGGUUAUAUUGGCAACCUAUUCUCACUAAGAUGGGGUUUGUGUCAUUCAUUUUGGUGGGUGCUUUUGUUGGCUGGACACUGUUGUUUCAGCAGAAUGUCCUAUAAACAAGCUGUUCUGCCCAGCGAGCUGCUGCGCUAGUAGCUGACAGUGUUGCAUUAGUCACAAGGGUCUGUCUGUUAGCAAGCUCCUCGCACCCCAGAAACAGUGCGGUAAGAAUAGACACCAACCAGACAAGUGAUCUAUUCAGUCCCCAGCCCAACAUCUCAGGGCAUUGUCCCCAAACUGUAAACGGCUAUCUGAAAUAAAGACUUGAAUGCUUGUUGAAAACUGGUACAUUUUGCAACUGAAUUCAUACACGUUAAGCGUACUAUUUCACCUGACCAGACCGAGAAAUCCUUUACCACAAGGAUUUGUUUUUGGAGGCUCUCUGGAUUUUAACCUGCACUUGAUACAAGCAAUAAAUAUUGUGGUUUUAUCUACAUUAUUACUGGAAAGAAGAUGAACUUGAAAUAAUGCGUGUAAUGUAUAAUGUACUGUUGACAUGGGCAUCGACAUUUUAUAUUCUUAACCAUUUCAGGGUAAAUAUAUUUUAUAAGUAUUUAAUCUUACUUUUGUAGUUAAAUGUACUUUUUAAAAACUCAAUUUGAGAAAUCUGUUACCAUGAAAAAAUAAAUUGUGUGUUGAAUCAAUUGUACUGAAUACAUUUUCCUAAAGAGAAGUUUGAUACGAGCAGUUAGAACUAACUCUGAAUAAGCAAUUUUUACUAUAUAUUUGCAUUUCUUUGAUGUUUUACAGUUUCCCCAAUUUUAAAAAGAAAAACAAACAAAAAUUUUCCCUAAAAAUAUCUUUGAAGGAAAAUUCUCCUUAAUGGCAUAGUCAGGUAACAUUUGGUCAAAACUUUGUAAAGAAAUUGGUUUCUGUAAAGCCCAUGAUGAAUACUGUUUAAUUUUCAUGAAAAUUUCAGUGUAAUUACCCUAAUUUAUAAUUGGGGCAAAUCUUGACUUAGGAAAUAAAAAUAAGGAGCAGCAUUUUAUUAUCCGUGAUUUCAGUUUACUAGACUGAAGUUUUGAAGUAAAAAUUUUCAAGUUCUUUCUACUUCAAUAAAUAGUAUGAUGAUGUACAAACCUGACCUUGUCCCUUUAACUUCUUAAUGGGUAUUUUAAUUUAAAACAUAUUGUUUGAUGAACUUAACUGCUCAUUUGAGUGCUAGCCUUCUUCAGAUCCCAACAUUCCAUUCAGUGUUUGACUUAUUUAACUUAAACUUUAAAUAGUUGUUAUAAAUUUAAUUGCUGAUAUAAUAAAAUCACAUUAUUUCAGUGGUUUUCAAGCUAUGCUCAUUGGAUUUCUGAGAGGUCUCUGAGAGGUGGUUGGAAGGGCUCCAAGCUACCAGCCUUUACUUUCAACCAGCCCGUCUAUGCUUUAUCUAUUUUAUAUGCUACGUAUGAUCUCUGUUGAGGUGUAAACAUUUUAAGGGGACGGUUACAAUUUUAAAAACAGUUUGAAAACCAUUUGUAUAGAUAGGUAUUUUGAAUUGAUAUGAGUAGCCUUCUUGAAUGUGUUAAAUUAUGCUGAAAGCCUGAAAGCAGGAUGUAGGUGGUACUACAUAUUAAAUCAGAUUUGCAUAACUUGUGCCUGUGUCCUAAUUCAGUAUUACUCUGUCCUGUAACCUUUAAAUGGAGAGGAGGUAAGAGGGACUUUUUUUUUUUCCCCAAUGUCUGUCUGCAUUAAACCUGUGUUCAGGUACCAGGACCCGUCAUUAUUGGUUUCAAACCUUUCUAAUUUGCCUUGGUUUAUAUUUGCUAAAGUACAGUGUAUUAGUCUGCAAGUCAAAUAUGGAUAGAUCAUACUAAAUUGCCAAUUGAGGAUAGCCUUGUCUUAAAAAGGGAAAGACUUCUUACAGGAAACAAAUGCUGGUUAGUGAUGCACAUUGCCCCUUUGCAAGGUAAAUGUGCUUCACUGGAUUUAGGAUUUUAGCUUUGCUUUUUGUCUGCUUUCUGUCCUUCAAGUGGUGUUUGUUGUAAUAUAUCCGAACAGUCAUAUUCAGUGAAGUAAACAUUUGUUGAUAAACUUCUGCAAGUGUUACGCCUCUUUCAACCUUUCAAACAGAUCCUGAAGGAUAAUGUUGAGUUUUUACCACUAAUAAUAUUUUUGGUGGGUUCCAUAUACUAAUUAUUAAAAAUACAUGGCAAUGUGGUGUGGUGCCCGGGGUCAUCAUCCUGACCCUUUAUUAAACGAGGAAGGCCACAGACAAGGGCUCCUGCCUUCUCAGGUAACAGCCAGAGGACAAAGUGAGCAAUCCACGAUAGAUUCUACAUUUUACAAAAUUUGUGUAUGCUUAGGUCUUCCUAAUGUUUUCUAAAUAUAAUAAUUUUAAAAGUCAAUUGUGUAGUUUGAUUUUAAUGAGGCAGUAUUAUUUUUUGAAUAGGUUAAGGAAGAACAGAUUUUUUUUAAAAGCCAGAGGCUUUAUUAUUUUUAAGAAAGGGUAUUUAUAUCAAUAAAUAGUGUAUUCGUGUUCACAUCUGUCUCCUGAUAAACCGACAGCAGUCUUUGAUUUAGUGCCAUCUUCUCUGGCUAUACCAGCUGGUUGUGCACUUGUCUCUGAGGUUAGCUAAGUAUUUUAUGCUGGUCUGUUAGCAGUUUUCGUCUGUGCUUGCAUAUAUACAACAUGUACGAAUACAAUGCUCCAUUGUUCAGCUUAUCCAUAUAUAAAAUAAAAAUAAUACCUUUUCUUGAAUUCUUACAUGGCUAAAAAAAAGUAAUGUGUAAAAAAUGUAUAGAGAACUUUAGAAUAAUAUAAAGAUCAUUCCUCAUGUUUAGGGGUAUUUUAUAUAUGUGCUUUGUCCUUUUCCUAUUCUAUCUUCAAAUGAAUACUGACUGUGUAUUAAUAUUUUUACCAAGAAAUGAACAAGAGAAAGGAAAUAAAGUGUUUUUUUUUUCUAAAUAGCUCUGCUUUACAGGUAUGUGUAAGAAGGAACUGUAACUCUUAAUUUUAUGUAUACUUAUGCUUGUCCCCUUCAUUUUAAAUAAACUAGAAUUGAUGGUAUGAAUCAAAAAAACAUGUAUUGGUUUGAAAAGUAGUUUAUGAUACGGAGCAGUCCUCUACUUCUUAUAUCAAGUCCUUUGCUUUCAGUGUCAAUUCACAGUAGUGGUGGUUACCAUUUAUUGAUCAUUUACUAUGUGCCAGGCCCUGUGUUAAUGAGCACUCUCAUAGAUUACCCUGUUUAAUCCGUACAACAAGCUUUUGAGGUAGGUGUUGUUAUUCUUAAGCCAUAAUGAGCCUGAGGCUGGACAUUUCUACAGUGUUUUAUGCUUCUGUCAUUGAGAAGUCUCCUAUAUGUGGUCUAUUGUAGAAUUAGAUUAUUCUCAAAGAAAGACUUAAUGCUCUGCAAGUCAUUUCCCUCUUAGAAAAAUACGUCUGACUAGAUUCUAUGUAAAUAGCCACAGGCCAGAAGCUGAUUAAAUUAGAAAUUGUCAUUAACCUUUGUGUACUCUAUUUCAACAAGUACCUACGUCUCCGAAGUGCCUGCCUGGUUAUUGUGCAGAUUUUAAAAUCUAGUCUGCCUUAAUUUUACCUUCAGACACAAAACUUAACAGAGGUUUUAUUUUAAUCUAGUCUGUCAUAAGCCUAAUGCCAUUAUGUGUAUCAUCCGCUUUUUCCUGAGUUCAGGCAGAAGCCUAGGAAGCACACCUGCUGUAAACACUGAUUUAUUUUUUGUCCAGCGGUCCAUGUGGGUUUGUUAGGGGGGUGGGUGGUAAGGAGCAAGGGUGUGACUCUUGGAAUCUGUUGCCGCCCAGGGUGGGGGAAGCCGAGGUCCAACUUGGUGCAGUGAUCCUGGUCAAACUAAAUGCAUUUAGUUCAACGCAUUUGUACUAAUUUGUACUAAAUGCAUUUAGUAGAAAUAGUUCCUAUUUCUACGUCAGGAGCUAAUUAAGUCUCUCUUACUUUAAGAAACCUUUAAUUUGGCCUUGACUUAUUCAGAGGCUCGGGGCACAGAAUCUUACAAAUAAAAUUUUGAAGGUAAUAUUCUUCCACAUGACAGUACUAAGUUCUCCUGACUUCAUAUGCAGGUCUUGCUCAUUCCCUGGCUGAUUUAUUCUGGAGUUGACCUGUCCCUUUCAUCUUUUUCCCUAGUUCAUUUGUUUGGAUUUGAUUCCAUUUCUUCUUACACUCAUUUUCAAACCACUAUUUAUAGGACAUUAUCACCACCAGCCUCUGCAAGAGAAAAUGACUAUUUUAGAACUUCCAGCUCUCUCUCGUUCCAUGGGAUAUGUUACAUAUAAGUGACGACACGCCUUCAUGGGAAGAAACUCAGGUUGUGUAAGCUGCGUAGCACCUGCUCUACCCGGGAAUCCCCAGUCCAGAUCGUGCACACUUUAGGCUAUUUUCCACGUACUCGCCAUAAUAUAGUCAUUUCAUGGUUCACCCAGAUUUGACUAUUUAAGCUUUGAAUUUAGAAUUUUUAAGGUACUCAUUUUCUUGGGUAGUGUUUGAAAGAACAGACUUCUGGGAACAUGGUAUGAGUUUGGACAUCUCAUUUUUCCCUUACCAGCAGGAAUUUUCUCGAUAUUUACCCCAUUCAGAUUCCUCCAAGAACAGCCAGUUCUGCACAGGUGCUUUUCCUCAACACUCUUCAGAGAAGUGGUUAUCUCCUUUGGCUACUAAAUUCUGGAAACUUCUUUGGGGAGAAUUUUUUUCCUCACUGUCAUUUAUUCCAUCACAGAGCAUUGCUGAGUGGAAGUGGUGCAUCAGACGAGAAGCUUUUACUUGGGUUGAAAGGCUUUUGUCUUUAUCAGUGACAACCUGACAAGAGGUUUUCAAGAGCUCUGACGAUCUCUGUGAAGUCCACUGGGAGAAUGAAAAGUUCAGUCUUUGGAACUCUUUCUGUUUUGGUUUUAUAAUGUACAGUGGACUAUGGAAAUUAUAGGAUAUAGUGGCGACCUUACUUAUGGAGUCCAGUACUGUCUGGUUUUUCAUUACAUAGUGUAUUUUGGGGAGCUGUAAGGAGAAUUGCAUGGGAAUUUAUAUGGAGACCAUUUCUUAAAAGCCUCAAUUCUUUAUUGUUGCUCUAAUUAGACAGAUUUUGUAGACAUGGUGGUGUUGGUAUUUCAAAUUACUACCAUAAAAAAACAAGUUACUGUGAGUUUGGUAAAUUCAAGAGAGGGAAACUAGAUGUUUGUUUUGUCUAUAAGGCAAACUUUACAGGAGGUUUUAUGAUUCUUUUCAGUAAAAAAAAAAAAAAAUAGUAUGAGUAUCGGUGGCAAGGACUAGUCUGGGUGCAGUUUGACUUUCUAUUAUUUCAGGUGUAGAGCUGACUUGGGAAGAUCAUUCUGUCUGUAAAGCUGGCUCCGUUCCAGAGCAAGGGCAGUGGGCAGUAUAUGCAGGCAGCUUCUCCAGAGAGAGCGGCAAACAUGGCUCUUUAUUCCACUUAAUUUCUUUGAAUCCGUUUUAUUUUGAUACGUUGAACAAAUGAUUCAAGUGAACAUACUUCUUCCAGGUGUAAAUCCCGUUUGUCUUUCGUCUUGCAAAUAAAUACAUUUUUUAAAAACAGUGAACACU
Enhydra lutris kenyoni (northern sea otter) is the source of this 6789-nucleotide messenger RNA. RefSeq names its product protein tyrosine phosphatase, non-receptor type 2 (gene PTPN2). The record is from RefSeq and is a predicted model, not a curated record. Gene Ontology annotation, biological process: protein dephosphorylation. Lineage: Eukaryota; Metazoa; Chordata; Mammalia; Carnivora; Mustelidae. Bases 86 to 1336 code for a protein of 416 amino acids. The transcript is spliced from 9 exons. Gene Ontology annotation, molecular function: protein tyrosine phosphatase activity.